ACAGUCAUAUUUUUCCUCUCUAUCAUACGAGUAGCACAAUUACUUGUGUGUGCUUGGUGCGUUCGCAUUGCAAUCGAAUCGAGUAUUUUUCCAAAAUAAAAAGAAAAAAAAAUCCGAAAAAAACCCAACAGAAGAACCACAGAAUUAGUUAUUUUAUUUUGUCAUAACGAUAUUUAGUGAGUGUGUGAAACGAUGGCGAGUCCUGGGAUUACGGAUAAUAAAUCAAUAAUUAAACAGCAAAAUUCGAUGGUUGGCUCUUUCACCGAUGCUUCCCCACAGAAACAGGAUGGUACCCGCAAAUUAAAUGCACCCGUAGAUACUGCAACAAACACAUUGCAUUGGUUCGCACAGAUUGGUCACGAAUUUGUUGAAAAUGAUGAACGCGAUAACGGUGAAGCGCGAGAUCGCGAUGAGAGAUUGCGAUUGAUAAAAGAUCAACAGAAUUUGGAACGACAAAAGAAACUCGAUGAGCUCAAAGCACAAGCAAUGGCAGCGCAAAAGUAUCGCGAACAAAAAGAAGAAGAACGCAAGCGGCGCAUCGAAGAAAUGCGAUUAAGAGAGAACGACAAAAGACAGCAGGUCGAAGAUCGAAAGAAAGCAAUAGAAGAAGCGGAACGAGAGCGUCGCGAAUACAUUGUGCGAAAGAACCAAGAACGAGAAACUCGUCUCGACACAAAACGACGGAAUGAACGAAGCUCGAUAUCGUUUGCAUUUGGUUCGUCAACACCACGACUAUUGGAUCCCGUUGAAGUGAAUUUGGUGGCGCCGACUGGCUCCUAUUGGAACAAUCGUCGCUCAACAUCCAUAACAAAUGUUUCAUACGGUGGCGGUGGUGCAACACAAUUAUCACGUCGCAGCUCCGAACGGGAGCUCAGCGACGGAGCGAAAAAACGUGCUACGUCAGCCAGUGGCUUGGAUCGUCCAGACGAUUUACACAAAAUGUCCACAUCAAUGUACGAAGUAUUCAACUGGGGCCAUGUGAAUGAGUCUCGACCGAAGAGACUGUCAUUAUUCGCUGGCGCUUCAGAAAUUAACAUUGAUGAUCCACCGCCAGCGACAAAACCAACACGAAAUACUGCUAACACGAGAUACGAUGAUUCCAAUGAUACAUCACCGUUCGUUAUUCGAAGUGUCGCCCGACGAAAAACCGAUUUAAUACCAACCAUACCGAUCCGUGAUUCAAGUUUCGGCUCUCGAACGUCUUUGUAUUGUUCCACACCGCGUACACAAGUAGAUUUCAAGAUUAAAGGACGUGCCGUAUCAAUGACUCGCUUAGAUCAAUUGGCACAGCCGACCAGACGCAAGGGAGAACAUGUUCGGGCGGUAAUUGAACGUGAGCGUCAACAGCAAAUUGAAACGAAUUUAGAAGCUGAACGGGUGGCCACAGCCCGAAAAAUGUCACGCAGUUUAACGCAUUUAUCGUCGAGUUCAUCGACACGAAGUCCAGCUCAGCUUCGUUUAUAUCAACCGAGCAGCGCAUCGAAAAAUAUGAGUAACAACAACAACAACAACAACAACCAUGUGCGACCGUUACGUAAGUCAAACGCAACGAAAAGUAUGACACAAUUGGUUACAGCCAAAUUGCUAAGCACACCAAAAACUACGCCGACUGUGGUUCAAGCACGUAUUGCACAAAAGCAUGCAAACGAUACUGAAAUCGAUUCGCGAACAACUAAUGUUUCUGCAGGUUCACGAUCUGGUGAUGUGACACCUGGCGGCUCAUCACGACCCGGAAGCGCAAUGUCGACAUCAACCAUGUCAACAUCCGGCGUUGUUCGACGCUCUGGAGGCACUAGAAAACCACGACCAUCCAGCAUUGCUGGAACUGGCAUGACGCCAGACUGCAAUGAGUCAUCCAAACCACAGAAAAAAGACAGACCACCAUCGAGACCUUCGUCGGCUGUACGAAGAUCAUCGUCAACAACCACAGCAAAUGCGACAAAGGAAGCACAAGCGGCAGCUUCACCCAAAAUGUCAACAUCUCUACAUGAAACUCCAAAACGUAGUGUAAAAUCGGCACCACCGAAGAAGACCGCAACGCCGCGUGGAGCAUCAACACCAAAGCUACCAUCACCACAAACUGAAAGCGCGACUCCAAAAACAGUUCCUAAUGAAACACCAGAGAAUUCCGUAGAAAUUGUUCAAACAGUAGAACAAGUGAACGAACCAAUUGCCGUCGAAGAGGUAAAAAUCGUUGAAACGAAGACAGUCGAAACAGUAACGACCACUGAAGUUGUUUCCGGCGACGGUGAAUCCGUUCAAUCUACUGAAACACAUGAGAUUAAGACCGAGAUUACUUCCGAGUCAGAACCGGUUUCAAAUGUCGAUAACAUCGACAAUAAUAAAUUGACCGAACCAGAGAACAAUGAGAUGACAGCAUCAAUGAUUCAACGUCGUGUGCUUUCCGAGCAUGAGGCUAAAGCAGCUCUUGCUGAACGUCGCCGAUUGGCUCGCGAGGAAGCUGAAAGACAGGCAGAAUUGGAGCGUCAGAAACAAGAAGAAGAACGACAACGCGAAUUGCAAUUGCAGGCCGAAGAAGAAGAGAAACAAAGACAAUUCGAAUUGGAAGCCCAACGAUUGGUUGAAGAGCAACGUCAGGCAGAAGAGAAACGCUUGCAACAAGCCAUCGAAGAGGCUCGCCAACGUGAGGAAGCUGAACGUUUGCGCAAAGCCGAUGAGGAAAAACAACGUUUAGAAAGAGAAGAACAAGAGAAGAAGGCACGUGAAGAGGCCGAGAGACAGAAAAUUGAAGUUGCCGAACGACUAAAGAAAGAAGAAAAAGAACGAGAGGAACGCCGUAAACGUGUUGAAGCGAUCAUGUCACGUACACGAGCCAAAACGGCCGCAGCCAAUAAUUUCGCAUCAAAUACUCCAAACAAGGCGGAAAAUGAAGCUGGAAACAAUGGUGUGAAUAGUACCGAGUCUACACAGCCAUCGACUGAGCCAGCCCAAGACGAUGAAACAUCUGCCAAUAAUACGAAAAAUGCGCUGGGCGAUUAUGAGAAGAGUGUGACUGACAAAGAGAACGCCCUCAUCCACACGUUUAGCAAUUUGAUAGAAAACAAUUUGAUAUCAACACCCACACAACAGUCUCCUCAACAUCAUGCAGAUAACAAUGGUGUGCACAAAACCAAUGGCAAAUUGAUAGAUUUCACACUGAACGAUGAACAUCAGCCGCCCAUUUCAAAUGGUAAUGGUUUUAGUUUAGAUAAUAAAAUUGAAUCUGGCAUAGGCAUAGGAAAUAACUACAAUGAUUCAAUUACAAAUCAACUGCUAGAUCUAUCACUCGAUACGAAUCAAACAGCCGAACAUACAGUCAACUUCAAUAACAACAGCUUAAUCACAUCAGCACCACUAGUCACAUCCGAUAGUCAUGAAGCCAAAGAAAUUUCAUUGUUGUGAAAUUAUUGGAUUAAGUGACGUCUAGAAUAUUGAAUUAGUUGUUUAAUGUUUUUUUUUCUUCGAUUCUUCUGAUAAAUGAAUGUGUAUCUGCGGCAUGGAGUUGAGACUUUAAUGAUCGUUCGCAUCAACAGAUUCCGAAUGCAUAUAAAACGUUUUCUGCAACAGAUGAUGGGAGAAUAGUCUACAAAAAUCGACCGUUUUUAAAGAUGGAAAGAACAAAAGGAAUACAUUCACAUUGGCAUUAUUUUAAAAAUUCGUAAAGGAGGAAUUUUUUUUUUACACGAAAGAAUUUUUUUUUUAAUUUUGGAAUAUUCGUCUUGCGUUUAGUUAAUUUUUUUUUUUCAAAGUUCACAAUGAUAUGGUUCUAUGCAAUCCAAGCGAAUGGAUCAAUCAUGUUAAGUGUAAAUGAUUAGCUACCACAGAAUAGUUCAUGUUUAUUUUUUGUAUGAAGGUAAAGCCUACAAUAGAUUAGAUAAUCAUUUCGUUUUAUUCAACACUCAUCUCUCCUUCGAUAUAUAUUCUCACACGAUAUUCCCUCGAUACAGAAAACCGAAAGUGUCUAAUGAGCAGCUAAAACUAAUGUUGAAAUCAUCUGGUGCUUCAAAUGGUUGAUUUUUAUUCUCAUUUCUAUGUAUAAAGCUCACUAUAUUUUUUUUUAUCCGAUGAAUGCAAGGAAGUUUAUUGUUUUAAAUGUGUUUGUGUUGAAAAAAAAAAACCCAGCGAACGAGAAUAAAUCGAAACAAAACCAGUAAAUUCAUCAUAAAUGUAAUAAAAUCUGAAGUUUCAAACAA
Messenger RNA from Sitodiplosis mosellana (orange wheat blossom midge), 4193 nucleotides. It is a transcript of the gene ens, whose product is annotated as ensconsin. The transcript is spliced from 16 exons. The record is from RefSeq and is a predicted model, not a curated record. Bases 193 to 3402 code for a protein of 1069 amino acids. Gene Ontology annotation, biological process: microtubule cytoskeleton organization. Gene Ontology annotation, cellular component: microtubule cytoskeleton. NCBI's taxonomy places the organism in Eukaryota, Metazoa, Arthropoda, Insecta, Diptera, Cecidomyiidae.